UUCUUGCGUUUCUUGUAUUCCUCUUCCCCUUUAUCCCCUGCGCGGCUCAACUGGCACAAUGCCCCGUUAUUGCGCCGCGUUUAGCUGUAAGAACCGCCGAGGACGAAACAAUAAAGACCGGAAACUGAGUUUCUACCCAAUCAGGAAGCCAAGAAGAAGACUGUUAAUCUUAAAAAAAGAGAAGAGGAAGGCAGUUGUGUAGAAAUGGACAUGAAUUCUGACUACAUCCUCUUCCCCUGUCUAUCCACAGAGUGACAAACAACUUUGAAUUCAACUCUCUUCUGCUGUCACCACAGUUGCUAUUUCAAAUCAGAGUCUAAAAGUAUGGGUUUGGGGAAUUGAUUGUUCAGCAGGUUUUCCCAAUUGUCUUUGCAAAAUCUUCAUUUAGGUUUCCUCUCCAUGACAAAGAGAGACUUGAAAAAUGGUUACGAAAUAUGAAACGUGAUACAUGGGUUCCUAGUAAAUACCAGUUCCUGUGCAGUGACCAUUUUACUCCUGACUCUCUUGACAUCAGAUGGGGCAUUCGAUAUUUAAAACAAACUGCUAUCCCAACUAUUUUUUCUUUACCUGAGGACAGUCAGGAAAAAGACCAGGUAAAAAACAAGCCUCAUAAAAGAAAAACAGAGGAUGAAAGAGAUAUAUGUCUAAUGGUAAAGUCAGAAGAAUUACCUGCACAAAUGGAACCAAAGAAAAAUAUUAUAAGCACAGAAAAAUUUGAUGAAAGUACAAAUUUACUUUAUUCAUCUUCUUUGAGUGAACCACUACAAAAGCAUAAACCACCAAUUUCCAGUAUGGAAAAUCCACAUAAUGGCACAUUAACUAUUGAUUCUUUAAUUCCACAUGUUGAAAAACCAAAACCUGUCUUAGAAACAGCAGUUGUCCAAGAUAUAGAAGUUAGUAGUUUUCAUACAUCUCUUGAGAACCUCUUAAAUACUACAGCUGCUACUUUGAAUGUCUCAAAUCCAGAGCAUGUGCAUCUCUCUGUGGACCCCAGUAAUGUAGUUGAAACAUCCAUAGACCAUCUCUCUAAUCCAGAAAUCACAGAUAUUUCAGUGGCAACACAGGAAAAUACUGUCUUACUGAGUACAAUUACUCAGACAAUUGAGGAGCUGAAUACAGAUGAAGAAUCAGUUAUUACAAUUCUAGUGCCUGCUGAAAGCUCUAAGCCAUCGACCAGUUCAUUCAUGCCAACAGAACAAGAGAGGAUAGAUGUGGAAGAUGUAGAUAUUGAAGAUUCCUUAUAUGAUGACACAGACUAUGGCAUUGAAGUACUACAAACUGAGCAUUCUUAUUGUAGGCAAGAUAUCAACAGAGAACUUCUUUGGCAAAAAGUUACUAAACUACAUUCAAAGAUAACCCUUCUUGAACUACAGGAGCAACAAACUCUAGGAAGACUCAAAUCUCUAGAAACUCUAAUAGGACAGUUAAAACAAGAAAACUUACUAUCUGAAGAAAAACUCAAGAUUGUAGAAAACUGUUUCACAACAUUUGAAGUUACAAUGAUAGAAUGAAAGCUUUUUAGAGACCAUACUUUUAAGCAAGAUCAUUUCAGUCUCUUUGAUUAUCCCUGAGUUAUUUAUAAGGUGACCUUUUUUCCAGUAUGAAUCUUAUAUUCUUAAUAACAUCUAUGAAAAUACAUCAAAAAAUGCCUCUUAUUUUCAUAAAAUCCAAAAUUAUGACAUUGCCAUUUAAAGUGAUUAGCUAAGAAGCAUAAAGAGUAAAACUGGAAAAUACUUUCAUGUAUUUCUUUUUUAGCCCAACGAAGCAUUUGUGAAAUAAAAUUCUAUCAUUUGAUUCUAAUCCUCCAGAUGGAUGUUAACAUCAUAUGAUAAUUAUGUAGUAAUGAAUUUAUAGUAAAAUAUGGCUAAAUCCUAAAGGUUGUGCUCCCAUUUUCUUAAGUGAGAAGAACACUAAAAUGGGAGGCAUUAAACUUGUGAAAUUAGUCACACAGUUUGCUACUGGCUAGCUGUGUAAACUUGGGAAAAUCACACCCGUAUUUUGGGUGUGUCAUCUGUGUAAUAAGGAAUUAGACUGAGGGAUCUUGUAAGCUCUAAAAUUCUGUUUCUGUGAGACCCUUCCCUACUUUAGAGAACAUUAGAAAUACAACUUUACUUCAAAGAUAUUUUACAGUAUGUCUUGAUCAUAGUUAUUGCUUAUGUUGUCUGGAUAACUUCAGUAUUCACUUUUAUAAAGAUUCCUGUGUGGUUUGACCGUUCAACUUCAGUACAUUUCUAUAAUAAAGUGUGCCCCAGAUUGUUUUGUUUUCAUUUGAACUGCAUUAUAAACAGGGCACCAUCUUUAGGCAAUGCUCAAUUGUGUUCUUAGGAUAAGAUUCUUUUAAAUCUUAAAGAUUGCUUCUUGAGUUAGAUAUACAAUGUGUAUGGUUGGCCAUUGUAAUAGUCUAAGAAUUUUAGUAAAGGAAAUACCAACUGUUUCCUUAUAGCUAUAUUUCAUAAACACAAUGGAUAAGAUAAUAAAUUGAAAAGUUUUGAAAACAGUUUCCAUAAUACUCAUUUCACAAUAUUCAUUCCUUAAUGAGUAUUAUUUGCUUUUUUUUAAUUGCUUGUAUUGGGCAUUCCAAAAUUUUUUUGCAUUUCUUGGGAUAUUAGGAUAAUAAUGAAAAUCAUUCAUUUCCAUUCACCUACAUUUUAAUUUGUUUAGCUUGUAAUCAAGAAAUUUUAAGGAAAUUGCUAGAAAUACAUUGGGAAACAAAGUUGAAAGAAAAGAAUCAUGCACAAAAAAAUUACUUUUAGAUAGUAACAACAUGAGGAAAUUAGCAGAAAAAAACUGAAGUAGGAAAAUAAUGACUUGAAAGAACUACAAAUUUGAAAAAUACCUAAUGUCAUCUCUGAAAUGAACAAUCAGUUUGAUGUGUGAAUGAAGGAAUAACUAUAUGAUUGGGAAAUAUAUUUGAUUUUGGAAGGUAAAUAAUUACUUCUGUAUCUUCUAGCUCCAAAAAUUCAAUGAUUAUUUUCCAACAGAUAAUUUCUUAGUUAUUUUUAUAUUGAUAGAUAAAGAAGGCCUGAAAUUGUAUGGAAUGACAUAGAGAAAGCUAACCUUAGUUUUAAAAUAUGAUAUAGAAUUGACUAUGUCAAUAACUAAAAGGAAUUUUUUUUAGUUAUUUUCUUAAAGGUAUACUAAUGUUCCCUUUCGAUUAAAACAGUGGAAUGUGAAACAUCUUAUAUUGGAUAAAAAUGAGAGCAUGAUUUUUUUUUCCAAUUAUCUCAACCAAGUAAUCUUAUACAGUUAGUAAUUCUUAGUUUUAAUCAAGGUAGACUAUAAUUAAUUGUUUAAGUAAAGGUUUUUAUUUUGGGUGUGUUUUUUUUUUUUUUAUAAAUUUGGCUAGAUGGAAAUAAUACCUGGAAAAUCCUUAGGGCUAUUAUUUUCUGUAGCUUUUGUUUUCUCUUUUGUGUUUUUGUCUUUAUAGUACAGAAAAUCCCCAUCUUGCAAAGAGGCCAUGUAAGUUGGUUAUUUGGAUAUAUUAAAACCUAUUUUCUUUUUAUUUUUUCAAACCUUUACCUUCUGUAUAAGAAUCAAUCCCAUAUAUUGGUUCCAAGGCAGAAGAGCAGUAAGGGCUAGGCAGUUUCUAGGAAGUGUCUGCGGUCAGAGUUGAAUCAAGGACUUUCAAUUUCCAGACCUGGCUCUCUAUCUACGGAGCCACCUAGUUGUCCCCAAGAACCCAUUUUCAAAGGAAACAAUGUUAUGAGGGGUAAUUAGGUUCUGAAGUUGGCUGAAAAGACCUUACUGAAACAAAAACAGGACUUCAUAUUUGCACUAAAAAAAUUAGACAUUAAAACAAUAUAAAAUAUUAAUAAACAAUUUUUAUUUAUCUUGAGUGCUCAUACUUGAAAAAUUAACAAGUUAAAUAAGAAAAUAGAGGGAAGUAGGACUAUAUAGUUUGUUGGCAAUAAUUAUGAUGAUUAGUUUUUCCUCUUGAGCUCAUCGGCUACAAUUGGGAUCAUUCUCAUUUCAUAAAGAGAGGUGAAGAGAAUUUUUCAGAGGUAAAUAGAAGACAGAAGAAUGAAAAAAAAAAAACUAUAUGUGGAAUGAAAUUCACCUGGGGUCAAACUGUGUAUGGCAUAAGCCAAAUAGGAAAAAACAAUACAUAUAUGGCCUUCCUCAGUUGGGCCAAGGAAAGUUAGACAGUCUCCCAUGAUUACUAUCAAAUAUUACUGGUGGCCUUUGAGAGCCUUGCUGCUGUGAUGGCUGAGAGAGAAGGGAAACAGUAUACAACCUGCCAUGUGUUAUGUUCACAGAUCAAAAGUUUAUAUGUAACUCUUAUAAAACUUAUAGGAUAUGUUUCUUAUUGAACUUAAAACAUGGACUUUCAUAAGGGCUUGUCUUUUGGUUGAAAUGUUAAUUAGGAAAUACAAAUGUAAUAGCUCUAAUACAUUUUUAAUAGAAAAAUAAAUUUUGUAAAACAA
This is a messenger RNA of Monodelphis domestica (gray short-tailed opossum), 4424 nucleotides long. It is a transcript of the gene THAP5, whose product is annotated as THAP domain containing 5. Gene Ontology annotation, cellular component: nucleus. The record is from RefSeq and is a predicted model, not a curated record. Lineage: Eukaryota; Metazoa; Chordata; Mammalia; Didelphimorphia; Didelphidae.